Messenger RNA from Monascus purpureus, 2699 nucleotides. The record is from the annotation of a GenBank genome assembly. NCBI's taxonomy places the organism in Eukaryota, Fungi, Ascomycota, Eurotiomycetes, Eurotiales, Aspergillaceae.
GCAAAACUUAUCAACAUGCCCCCCAGCGAAUAUGCCUCUCAGUUGAAAUUUCUUAAAAACUCUGCUGAUUUUCUAAUCGCCGAGAGCCCUUCUACAUCAGCCCAUCUCUUGGCAGUCCACAGGCAGAUACUUCAUGACAACUCUAGGUCUUUAAACCAACGACAACAUGAGACAUUCUGUGGAGCAUGCGGCAGUAUCAGGAAGCCAGAGUGGACCAAGAUCAUUCAUAUAACCAGGAGGAACAAGGCAAAACGUUCUGAUCAAGCGGUGCCUUCAGUAUCCAAGGAGUCGGCGGGCGAGAUCACUGUCUAUAAGUGCCUCCGCUGCCAUCGGAAGACGGUAAAACCGCGUCAAGGAGAACCCACUCGACAAAUUUCUUCUUCUAGGACUACGGUAUCAUCUUUCCAGCAAUCUAUGCCUACGACUAGUUCCUCAACGACGGGGAAGAAUGCUGCUCAGGUUGCAGCUGCCACGGUUGAAGCAACCAAAACGGCCGACAAUGCAAGCAGCAAGAAGAGAGCAAAGGCAAGAAAACAAGGUAGCCUUCAGGCUCUUCUGGCAUCAAAACAGCGAUCCCAAGCAGCAUCAUCGUCGUCUCUGGACAUAUUCGACUUUCUCCAGCAAUGAUCAAGCCAUGCUGCAUUGCUUCUGAGAGGCUUUUUCUUGUUUGUCUUGUUUGCUUUCUCGUUGUUUGUCUCGGAGAAUCGGCGUAUUUUCCGGUCUAUUUUAGGGUUAGCGCGGGGCAGCUUCACGCGCUUAUCUCAAAAUAGCAAUCACCGCCACUGCAAAAGUCGAAAUGCAAGGAAUAUUCCCGCGUAUACUAGUCUUUUUUUUCCUCCGGGAUACAUUAAUACUCAAAUACCCCUCUCACACUUUGCUGGACCUCUGACUUAGCUCACUUUACAACGUUUACCGUGAGCGAAAAAGUUUUCAAUACUUGAAUAAGUGCCAAACAGGAUUUUCUUAUUGAUCUUUGGCCAGGAAGCUCACGAUUUUGCGAAUUUUGGCCAAAAUGUCUGCAGAAGAGAACGCUGUCCCGCAAGGCGGUGCUGCGGAGUCGCAAUUUCAAAAGCUAGGUGAUUUAGUGGAAAAGAAUGAUGAUACUGGUGUGAUGUCUGUUGAGAGCAUGUGCAUGAAUUGCCAUGAAAAUGGAACAACCAGACUCCUCCUUCUCCGCGUCCCUUUCUUCCGUGAUAUUAUUCUCGAGUCCUUCGAAUGUCCGCACUGCUUCUAUAAGGACAAUUCGAUCAAAUCUGCUGGUCAGAUUCAGGAGAAGGGAGCAAAAUACACGCUUGAAGUUGAAAACGAGCAGGAUCUCCAGCGACAAGUCGUCAAGAGUGAUACGGCCAUCUUCAAGGUUGAAUCGUUAGGGAUAGAGAUGCCAAAGGGCGAAAGCCAGCUCUCUAAUGUCGAGGGAGUCAUCCAGAAGAUUUGUGAAUCCCUCUCCAGUGAGCAGCCGUUGCGCAGGGCUCAGAUGCCCGAGCUAUACAAUGCUCUGCAACCCAUAAUUGAAAAACUUGAAAAGAUUUUGAGCAGAGAGGGCUUUCCUUUCACAAUCUCUUUGGAUGAUCCCACAGGAAAUUCAUGGAUUGCGCCCACAACCCACGACACAGGCAAUAAGUACAAACGCGUUGACUAUCCCCGUACGCACGAGCAGAAUGAAGAACUUGGAAUCGCCGCCGACAGCGCAGCAGCAGGAAAUGAGGCUACUGCUAUGAAGGAAUCUGCUACUGUCGACGAUGACGAUGAAAUCGUUGACGGCAAAGUCUACUCACUUCCUGCUGAGUGCCCCGGCUGUUCGAAACAUUGCCUCGUCAACAUGCAGAAAGUCAAUAUCCCUCAUUUCAAGGAGGUCUUCAUCUGGAGCACAGUCUGCGAUGCGUGUGGCUACCGUUCCAACGAGGUGAAAACUGGUGGUGAGAUCCCUGAGAAGGGCAAGCGGAUUAUACUCAAGGUCGAAACUGUCACUGAUCUUUCCCGCGACAUUCUCAAAUCCGAUACAUGUGCCCUGAUUAGCAAGGAGCUUGAACUUGAGGUGCAACCUGGCACUUUGGGCGGGCGGUUCACCACCGUGGAAGGUCUUCUGACGGAAAUUCGCGAUCAGCUGCAUGGCCAGAUUUAUGACAUUGAUGACCAAAGUGGUGCUGGAGGAGACUCCAUGUCAGUUUCCGACAAAGAGACGUGGGAGCGCUUUUUCAACCGUCUCAAUUCCGCGAUCAGGGGAGACUUCAAAUUCACCAUCACUCUUCAGGAUCCCUUGGCCAACAGCUACGUACAAGAUCUGUGUGCGCCGGCGCCUGAUCCGCAAAUCACCAUCGAAGAGUAUACUCGUACUGAUGAGGAGGAGGAUGAUUUGGGUUUGAAGGACAUGAGGGUCGAGGGAUACCAGGAUGACGUUGAAACUAAGGAGGCUAGUGAGGCUGAGGGCAAGUAAUGGAUGGGUAUCAUGACAAAUAUGCAUUGGAUCAGAGUUGAAAUUCUUUGCAUCCUUCAACUUCUGUUUGACGAUUUACGCGAUCUUUCUUUUGGUGACUUGCUAUGGAUAAUGUGACUUUUUGCGAUUGGUCUUGUGAGUUUACGUUGAUAUCCAAUGUCUAGAGAUUUGUUGAGCUGAGGUGUGUUAUUUCUUGGUGUCUGUUGUUCAGUUCAGGGGCAUGAAUGGACAUAUAUUCUCUGGAUGGCAAAAGUUGAUGGUUUUA